Aspergillus eucalypticola CBS 122712 is the source of this 1080-nucleotide messenger RNA. RefSeq names its product indole-diterpene biosynthesis protein PaxU. The transcript has a single exon. The coding region runs from base 148 to 1080 and encodes 310 amino acids. The record is from RefSeq and is a predicted model, not a curated record. Lineage: Eukaryota; Fungi; Ascomycota; Eurotiomycetes; Eurotiales; Aspergillaceae.
CCGAACCAGACAGAUGUGAAGUUAUGAGCAGAUCUAUUCCAUUCCCUUGUGUUACGCCCAUAAUCUACUAAGUCGAAUACCUCACUUCACCUCACCCCCAAACCACUUCAUACCCUUCCUUCCACUCAUCAGAUUCAAUCAACCACCAUGUCAUCCCAACCCACCAUAGACAUGACCACCCUCCCCAAACCCAUAACCCUCUCACCAACAGUCCACGCCUACGACCCUCUUACACCCCAAACCACCAGCACCAGCACCAGCACCAGCAAUGCACCACAAACAAUCAUCCUCGCCUUCUGGAUGAACGCCCCCCAACGGGCCCUCACAAAAUACACCACCCAAUACCGCACCCUGUACCCUCGCGCCCGCAUCCUGACUCUCCAAAGCAGCACGGGCGACUUUAUGCGCCUCCCUUCACUACUAUCCACCUUCACCAGAACUUCAAACGACAAAAACAACAACACGAAUCCUACUCAACCAGCCCUGGACUACCUCCUCCUCCACCACCCACCCACCAGCACCCCUAGAGAGAGCGAGAGUGAGAGAAUCCACAUCCACCUCUUCUCCAACGGCGGCGUUUACACAACCACGACUCUCCUCUCCUCCUACAAAUCCACAACAGGACAUACCCUCCCCAUCACAUCGCUGCUUAUUGACAGCGCGCCUGGGAAACCAUCACUGGUUGGAGCGUUUCGCGCAUUCUCGUUCGGUCUUCCCAAGAAUGUUAUCCUGAAGUGGGUGGGGAGGUUGUUGCUGGGGUGUAUGUUGCUGGUGAUGUUUGGGAUGGGGUGGGUGGUUGGGAGUGAGGAUGGGGUGAGUAAGGGGAGACGAUUGCUAAAUGAUAAGAGUGUUGUGGGGGAGAGUGUGAGACGGUGUUAUGUUUAUUCGGAGGGGGAUGGGUUGGUGGAGUGGAGGGAUGUGGAGGAGCAUGCGCGGGAGGCGGAGAGGGUUUUUGGGGAUGAUGGUGGUGUUGUGGUUAGGAGGGAGAAGUGGGGGAGGGAUAGUGGGCAUGUUGAGCAUAUGCGGAUGGAUGGGGGGAGGUAUUGGAGGGUUGUUGGGGAGAUCAUAGAAGGUAUUUAG